AUGUAGAAAAAGGUUUUUAUCUUGAUAGGUAACGAUGAAACACUAAAAAAUUAGAUCUAUACUUAAAUAACAGGAGUCAUAUAGUUUUAAAAUGAAGAAAAUUACAAUCCUUUCCCUUAAGUAAUAAAACAAUCUCAUUCCUUUAAAGGAAUAGAAUAAUAUGUAUUGAACACUCCACCAAUAAAAACAAAAGAAGAUCACAAAAUGUUAUGGAGUUUAAUCGCUACUAUUUGUUAAUGUCACAAAUUAAUUAUUGAAAAGGUUUUUUACUUUUUGCUUAAUUAACAUUAAGUAUUUACUGAUAUCUUAGUUGAUUUAAAGGUACUGCUAUUUUAUUCAAAUUAUUCCGAUUGUGGAAUUUAUUUUUUUACAAAUUCAAAGGAGCUUUAUGAUUAAAUGAAUUGUAAAAACAAAAAUACAAUUUGCUUUUAAAUCUUAGGUAUUACAGAUCUUUUAACAACAUUUAAAUAAUUGAUUUAAAGCAGAAAUAACGUGAUUUUAGGAACUUAUAGUAUUGGUUAAUUGAAGAUUGAUGAAUAAAGUGAAAUUAACUGUUAAAUUAAUGCACUUUAAAAGGAAUUAAAAGGAGCUAUAAUUAUUGGUAAUAGUUAGGCUUUGUUUAUAACAAAGUACUUCUAAACUAUGCAAUUAGAAUAAAUUCUGAAAUCAUUCUAAUUCAAUUUUGAUAAAAUAUUCAGUAUCUUCGAAUAUAAAGUCAUAAUUAAAUUUUUAAUAGAUUAACUAUUUAAUUAAAUCAUGAAAGUUAUACAUCGAUUAAUUUUAUCCACUUUUUACUAAUGUUCAGAAUGUUUACAAUUGUACUAUUUUGUAAAUUCCACUUUAUAUCAUAUUUCUCAAAACAUAAUUGAAACUGUAAUUGCUAAUCCUGAGAGCCAUAGAACUCGUAAUAAAUGUAUAUAAUGCCAAAAUUCUUUAAAAUAUAUUUCCUUCUAGCUUAUCAUUUAAAAAAGUUUAGAUUAUUUUGAAUAGAAAAUAUUAUUGAAAUUAUCAGAUGAAUUCAAAAGCCAACCAAAAUGUAAUGAAAAACACGAUACUGAACUUCUGAAAGAAAUUAAUAUGGAUAUAAAUGUUAAUAUAAAGAUAAAUAACAACUUAAAAUGUGAGAAUUCUAUAUCAGUUCUAUUUUUAGCUAAUGAAGAUGAUAUUAAAAAACAUAGGAAUUAACAACAUGUUAAGAUUGAUAAUAAAAUCUUCUUUAAUGGUUAACUCAAAGAUCGCAACUGUACUUAUAUAUUUCAUAAUCCUCCUUUAUUUGACUUCGAUAUUACUAAUUUGAAUGAAGUAGAUACAUUUAAAACAUAUUUUAGUAAAAAUCCAAUUCAUAUAUUUGUUUUUUUCUUAAAUUAUUAAAGAACUGAAAUCAUGAAGUCAAGAUACUUCGAUAUGUUUAAAAAAUUACCAAAUCUAAAUAAAUAGUAAGUCUUUAUUUUUGUGACUUCUUGUGAUGCUGAUGUCGAUUAAUAGCAAAAUUUGAAAAAGGAAUUCUAAAAAUUAUCAUGCAAUUCUAUGGUCUUUUUGAAGAGGCAAAUCAAUCAAACUGUAAUUAAAUCUUAGAUUUUAGAUUGCUUUUCAAACGCUAAUGCAAUCUAAUUUCAAUUUUAAGAUACUAUUUUUGAAAAGUAGAAUGCUGAAGAAGAUAAAAAAAUUUUAAAUAAUUUUAGAGAAGCUUCAGAUCAAAUUAAAAAUGAUAAACUGGAAGAAUUAUACAAUUAACAAAGGAAUAAAGAUAAUUAAAUUGAAGAGUUAAAUUUUGAAAUAGAAAAAUUGGAAAAGAUUCUGAAUCAAAAAAAAGAGAAACUUAGAAAUAUAAUUUAAGAAAAAGAAAUAAAUAAGUCCAUUAUCUAGCAAUUGAGGCAAUCAAAAUGUAGAUGA
This is a messenger RNA of Paramecium tetraurelia, 1893 nucleotides long. RefSeq lists its product as uncharacterized. The transcript is spliced from 2 exons. The record is from RefSeq and is a predicted model, not a curated record. NCBI's taxonomy places the organism in Eukaryota, Ciliophora, Oligohymenophorea, Peniculida, Parameciidae.